AACACACACUCGGGCGCGGUUAUCGGAUUGUUGUGUGCACCGGAAGGCGCGAGAACCUUUUUGUGGCCCCGCCACCGUGGGGGUGGGGGAAGAAAUUUCUGGAGACAUCGAAGCUUUUAUCUGGCAAUUCGAGUCGGGGGAACCAAGCCCUAGCGAUCAAAACGAUCUCACUCCUGAUCUGCUCCUAUCUUGAAGAGCUGAAUUAUAGGCAAAUUACUCCUUUUCAUCUGCGGUUCAUGGCGACUUCAUCAACCUCUGUCGCUACAUCUGUGUCUUCGCAAUUCACCAACUUCAACGGUUCCUAUUUCCCCGUGCCUUUUCACCUACAGCAAUCCCUAGCAAUGCAGUAUGCGACACCAUAUGCGGCGGUUUCUGCGGCAUCGCCAGCCGUGCAAAUUUCUCCUGCUUCCCUUUAUCCCUCUCCGGCACCGGUCGCUGGUUUGUAUUCUCUGCCACAGUAUCAGCAGGCGCAACAACUAUUUCAAAGGGAUGCACAGGCAAUUACACCUGAAGCUCUUGAGAGUGUCAAGGCGGCCAUUGCAAAUAGUGAGAUUGAGCAUAAAGCGGAGCCCAAAAAGAAAGCAGUUCCUCGCAAAGCUGCUGGCCAAACAUGGGAGGAUCCCACUCUUGCAGACUGGCCAGAAAAUGAUUAUCGGCUCUUUUGCGGUGAUCUUGGUAAUGAGGUGAAUGAUGAUGUUCUUUCAAAAACAUUUUCUCGAUUUCCUUCCUUUAACAUGGCACGGGUUGUCAGAGACAAGCGGACUGGAAAAACGAAGGGUUAUGGAUUUGUAAGCUUUGCCAAUCCUGCUGACCUUGCUGCUGCUCUCAAAGAAAUGAAUGGUAAAUAUGUUGGAAAUCGGCCAAUUAAGCUUCGCAAGAGUAAGUGGCAGGAGAGGACAGAUUACGAGGCCCUGGAAAAACAGAAGAACCAAACUCAGAAGAAAUCGAAAUUGCCCAGGAAGAGUAUCCUGCACAAAUAAGUUGGCCGGAUUAUGUAAUUCAGGCUUCCGAAAGAAUAAAAAAGCACGGUUCACAAAGUACUGUUUUGUCUUUUCAUAUUUGCUAAAUAUUUUUAUCUACCUUCUGUCCAUGUUUAUAUCCCUGGAAUUUGUGCUGGUCAUGUUCAAACACUGAAAAACGAGGGGAAGAAAUCGUCAGUAAUAAUUUACCGCACGUAUCGUUUUAAA
This is a messenger RNA of Prosopis cineraria, 1187 nucleotides long. RefSeq lists its product as uncharacterized. The coding region runs from base 237 to 980 and encodes 247 amino acids. Lineage: Eukaryota; Viridiplantae; Streptophyta; Magnoliopsida; Fabales; Fabaceae. The transcript is spliced from 6 exons. Gene Ontology annotation, molecular function: mRNA binding. The record is from RefSeq and is a predicted model, not a curated record.